Messenger RNA from Aureobasidium subglaciale EXF-2481, 1070 nucleotides. RefSeq lists its product as uncharacterized. The coding region runs from base 18 to 770 and encodes 250 amino acids. The transcript has 2 exons. Lineage: Eukaryota; Fungi; Ascomycota; Dothideomycetes; Dothideales; Saccotheciaceae. The record is from RefSeq and is a predicted model, not a curated record.
CUAGCAGCAAGCUCAACAUGCCACCCUGUCUUUACAUAUGCUGCCAUUUCGAGAUAUCGGAUGAGCAUCACGGCUCACCAUCAAGACCAAAAGCGACUUCCAAGGCAGUACAAGAUGGUCGGCGUGUAUCUCGGCGACACUCCCACCACAGAGAAGUUCACAGAGAACGCUCUCGAGAAAGACAGAGACACCACACUCAUCGCCAUUCACGCUCAACUUCACGAGAUCAUCAACAAGCACCCAACAGCUCCUCAAGCACUCCUCAAAAGACCACCACAACACUAGACCUACAAGACCACUCCCCAACCCAACAAGUAACCCUCCUCCGCCACCGCAUAGAAUCCGAAGAUGCCCUCCACUCCCACCGCAUGACCACCCUCCAAAAGACCCUCCACUCCGAGCACCAACGCCACAGCACCCGCGCCCUAACCUUUCGCGAACGCCUCAUCGAUCUCGGUACAAAACAACGAGAUCGUCUGCGUACCUCUCCCAAGAAGCUCUCACCCACAAAGUCCAAAGCUAUCGUGGUAAGGGAUGGAGAGCUUGGAGGAGGUAGACAACAAAAGGGAAGUCAUGUGGCUAGAUGGUUGGAGGGUCUGGUUUCUGUCUCUUCGAUCUCGGGGAUUAGGGAGUCGAGUGAUGGGAGUAGUAGUGUGGAGGUUGUGGCUGCCAAAGAUGCAAAGGGUAAGGGCAAGGGAAUUAGAAUUGUUAGUGAUGCUGUGGAGGAGACUGCUGCUGUUGUGGAUAAAGAUGUUGAGAGACAUGUUUGAGUGCUUGAGAUCGAGAGUGAAACAAACCAGGCAGCUGGGGAAAUAGCGGAUGGGCCGAGAAGCAAUGAAGUUCUAGCAGGAAGUUACCAUGACUGGAAAAUUGAUAGCGCUGGUAACAUAGUUAGGGAAAGCUCGAUUGAAGAGAAAGAGGCAGCAGAUGACAUGUCUUUGUAUGGCAAGAACGAGUAAUAGUGGAAGGCAGAAGCGAUUGAAUCAUUCACAGACAUGCUUCAUUACAUCUAUCAACCAACAUCAAGCCAACCACUUUAGACCAUGUAAUCAUGGUAACACACACCCGCA